Molecule: messenger RNA, 804 nt
Organism: Aricia agestis (brown argus)
Lineage: Eukaryota; Metazoa; Arthropoda; Insecta; Lepidoptera; Lycaenidae
Gene: RpL13
Product: 60S ribosomal protein L13
Exons: 5
Coding region: 112-777 (221 amino acids)
Biological process (GO): translation
Cellular component (GO): ribosome; cytosolic large ribosomal subunit
Molecular function (GO): RNA binding; structural constituent of ribosome
Source: RefSeq, a predicted model, not a curated record
UGAUGUCCCGCUGUCAGCUGCCAUUUCAAUGUCAAAUCUCAAAAAAAAUAUCCAAUUAAUUUCUUUUUGAGUCGUGUGUUCUGUUUUGUGGUAUAACAUACCGACUUCAUCAUGGGGAAGGGGAAUAAUAUGAUUCCUAAUGGACAUUUCCAUAAAGAUUGGCAAAGAUUUGUGAAGACAUGGUUCAACCAACCUGCUAGACGACACCGCAGAAAGCAAAACAGAAUCAAGAAAGCUAAGGCUAUUGCCCCACGACCAGUCGCCGGUCCUCUACGACCAGUCGUACGCUGUCCCACAGUUCGUUAUCACACGAAAGUACGUGCAGGCCGCGGUUUCACUCUUCGCGAAAUUCGGGCUGCAGGAUUGAAUCCUGCUUUUGCCAGGACUGUUGGUAUUGCUGUAGACCCACGUAGACGCAACAAAUCUGUGGAGUCACUACAAUUGAAUGUGCAAAGAUUGAAGGAAUACCGUGCUCGUCUCAUUCUAUUCCCUAAGGGCAAGAAGGUGUUGAAGGGAGAAGCUAAUGAGGAGGAGCGCAAACUGGCCAAGCAACUGCGUGGCCCACUCAUGCCAGUGCAACAGCCAGCUCCUAAGUCAGUUGCUCGCGUCAUCACUGAAGAAGAGAAGGAAUUCAAGGCAUACCAAUACCUAAGAGGGGCUCGUUCCAUUGCCAAACUGGUUGGAAUUCGCGCCAAGAGGUUGAAGGAUGCUGCGGAAAACCCUGACGAUGUAACUAAAGCUCCAUCAGCAGCUAAGGAACCUAAAAGCAAGAAGUGAUUAAAUUAAUAAAAUCCUGAAAAAAUA